Molecule: messenger RNA, 1024 nt
Organism: Sinocyclocheilus grahami
Lineage: Eukaryota; Metazoa; Chordata; Actinopteri; Cypriniformes; Cyprinidae
Product: protein cornichon homolog 3-like
Exons: 6
Coding region: 1-411 (136 amino acids)
Biological process (GO): vesicle-mediated transport
Source: RefSeq, a predicted model, not a curated record
AUGGGAGAGAUAACAGCCUUUGAUGAGCUUCAGGCAGACUUCAAGGUGCCGAUCGAUCAGGGCAAUCCACUUCACGCGCGUGAAAGACUUCGAAAUAUUGAGAGGAUCUGCUGCCUGCUGAGAAAGUUGGUGCUUCCAGAGUACUCUAUCCAUGGACUCUUCUGUAUCAUGUUCCUGUGUGCUCAGGAGUGGCUUACUGUAGGCCUGAAUAUCCCUCUGCUCUUCUACAACACAUGGAGGUACUUUCACAGCCCCACAGACACUAAGGAGCUUCUCUACGAUCCAGCGUCAGUCAUGAAUGGAGACACACUCAAAUUCUGCCAAAAAGAAGCCUGGUGCAAGAUGUCCUUCUUUGUCCUCUCGUUCUUCUACUAUCUCUACUGUAUGAUCUACUCCUUGGUGACCUCAUAACAGAGUUCUCAACACUGCUCAUAAGACACUGUUUUCCGAAAGCUCUAAACUACAUUUGGAUGAAACAAGAGACAAAAGUUCAACACACUGCAGUGUCUGAACCUACAGAGAAGACUUGACCCCAUCUUCCCAGAGUAUCAGAAGAACCCAGUGUUGUUGACAGAUCUGACUCAACGCUCUAGAUGUCUCAUGGACCUGGUGUGAAGCGCUUUUCACAAGCUCACAGUAACAUUUGCAUAGAUUGUCUCAGGCAUAGCACAACAUGUCCUUUACCACUUUGAGGCACAAAAACUGCCAACCUUUACACUCACUAUAUGUAGCUUCAAAUUCAUGUCGGGUUAAAACAAAGGAAAGAAAAAGAUGGCUAACUUGAUUAGCGAAUGUUUAAUUUUUACCAGUCACACACUAGGCCACUGAGUUUGAUUACGUGAGAAGCUUUUGUGAUAUAUUUUAUGUGUAUCUGUGCACUCCUAAAAUAAGCGUUUUUAAUAUGAAAUACGUAUCUGUUGCAUUACUUGUGUACAUAGAGAACUUUGUGUAAUGCUUUUAUGUGUUGGUGUCAGUGGGUUGAGAUGUUUUUGGACUUUAUAUUUACAAAUGCUGAUAUCGAGAC